Lolium rigidum is the source of this 1206-nucleotide messenger RNA. Its product is annotated as non-structural maintenance of chromosomes element 4 homolog A-like. The annotation marks the transcript as partial. The record is from RefSeq and is a predicted model, not a curated record. The transcript has 8 exons. NCBI's taxonomy places the organism in Eukaryota, Viridiplantae, Streptophyta, Magnoliopsida, Poales, Poaceae. Gene Ontology annotation, biological process: DNA repair. Gene Ontology annotation, cellular component: nucleus; Smc5-Smc6 complex.
ACGGUGACGCCGGCGUCGGCGGCCGCGGAGGGGGCGCCCCAGGCGCUCGAGGACCGCAGGCUGCUGCGGUCGCGCUACCUCGCCGUCAAGAGCCAGAUCAACGAUGACAAGGACGAAAUGGCGCGCGCGGAUUCGGCCAAGUUCAGCGCCAUCUUCACGCAGGUCGAGACCCUGCACCAGCUCGUUCAGAAGCCCAGGGAGCAGAUAGCUGAUGCGGAGGCGUUGCUGGACAUCGCGACCAGUCUGGGGGCAUCAGUAAGGUCGCAGUCAGCGCUCGGAAUCACACCCUCUGAUCUUGUUGCUGGGCUGCUCAAGAAGUUUGGGACGCGGGCGGAUGCCAAUGGCGAGGGUGCCUCGCUGAGAUGGGGCCGUGUUGGGCUUGCCGCGUCUCACGUCUUCAUGGCUGUGCCUGGAUGCUCCACUAUGGUUGGUCCCAUGAAGGCAGAAGUGAAGGCGCGGAGGAAACAUAUCACUAGAAAGAGGACCCCAAGACCGCGCAGAAAUGAUCGCCCUGAGCAGCUUGUUGAUCCAUCAGAGACAGGAAAAAGUGAUACAGACAGGAACAUGGCUGUUCUAUUUGAUGUCCUGAGGAAGUAUAAAAGAGCAAGACUUGAAAACCUUAUUUUAAAUAGGACCUCCUUUGCCCAAACGGUGGAGAAUAUAUUUGCUUUGUCAUUCCUUGUUAAAGAUGGCAGAGUGGAAAUCAACGUGAAUGAUGAUGGACAUCAUAUUGUCUGUCCAAGGAAUGCACCUGCUGCUAGUUCGAUUGCCAAAGGAAAAGUGGUAUACAAUCACUUCGUCUUCAGAUUUGAUUUCCAGGAUUGGAAGCUUAUGAAAGGGAUAGUUGCAGAGGGGGAAGAACUGAUGCAGCACAGGCCGUCUUCCCUCAGCACGUCUGGAGGAAACAACCAACAGGAGAUGCCUAUGCCAACACACACAACGCCGAUCAGGAAGCUCUCCAGGAACCGGGGCUUGGUCAUGCAAGCACAGCAGGAUGAGAUGGCAUCCCCAAGAACAUUGGAAGUCAUGGUCAUGGAGGAUACGCAUAUGAGUCCCCAAGACAAGUCGAGUGUUACAGGCAGACUGGACGUCAUGGUGAUUAAGGAGGAGAUGGCCAAGGAUAAGAAGGAAGUUUUCCAGACCUACAAGCGCAGGCGCCGCCCCCUCGCCCAGGACCUCGUUCAGGAGUUUAACCGAGUGGGCUGA